UUAUUUGUCUGAUAGAUCGUUUGGGCUUAAGUGCUUGUCUGUGUGGCAAAGUCUGUCUAUGGAAAAAAAAGAGAAGCAACCAUGAAGAAAUGAGGGCAGUGACAUCACCUGACAAAGCUGAGAGUUGUGUGUGUGUGUGUUUUGCUGAUAAAGAGAACACAAUUACCUGCAGAGCUCACAAAGUCUGCCUCUACAGCCGCCAUCCAUCUGCUUGGCAUCUCCAGCUGCAUGAUGGUCUCCAACAUCUCCCUGUUUCCUGCCAAGCCUUCAAAGGACGAGCAGGCUGCAAAUGUGGACAUGGAAGCCAUCAUGGAGAACAUCAGCAUCAUCCUCUACACCCUGACGGUGGUGCUGGGCAUCACGGGCAACUCUGUGGUCAUCUGGGUGGCGGGAUUUAAGCUAAAGCCGAAGGUGACCAACGUGUGGCUGGUGAACCUGGCGAUAGCAGACCUGAUCUUCUGCUUCACUCGAGUCUUCUCCCUCAUAAAGAAGCUCUUCUUCGACCACUGGCCAUUUGGUGUCUUCCUCUGCAAGUUUAACGGCUUCUUCAAGUAUGCAAACAUGUUCUGCUCCGUCUUCCUGCUGGCUGUCAUCAGUCUGGACCGAAUGCUUUGCAUUUGGCACCCCAUUUUCAUGAGGAGGCACCACAAGAUGUGGACAGCACGGGUGGUAGCGGUCUGUGUCUGGAUUGCUGCAACCGUCUUCAGCAGCCCCUACUUCAUGUAUCGACAGGUGUACCUGGGGAAGAAGAACCUGACCAAGUGUAGCUUGGAGGUGAAAGAGAAGACGGAGGAAGACAACACCGCCAAACACGCUCUGUACUCCAUUCGCUUUGUGUGCGGCUUCCUCCUGCCUUUCAUGGUCAUCUUAGUCUGCUACAUCUUGGCUGGCGUUGGGAUCCGACGCACCCGCUUCUCCAGGAAGUCGCGCUCGCUGCGUGUGUUGGUGUCGCUGGUUAUAGCGUUCUUCGUGUGCUGGGCUCCGUACCACUCCCUCCUGCUGGUGAAAAUGGUCGACAACAAGAACCCGGUGUUGAAAGUGUGGCAGCCGCUGGCCAGUGGCAUGGCCUACUUCAGCAGCUGUGUGAACCCUCUGCUGUACUUCUGCAUGGGGCUGGAGGUGAGGGGCCGCUUCAGACAGAGUCUGAUGGGCAUUUACAGGCGCGCCCUGGCAAAUGUGGAAGAACAGAUGAGCACCGAGCGCUCCAUGGAUGACAGCAUCACGUCCAGAUACAGCUCUGCUGUGGCGCCGCGGCGGAGUCUGGACGUAGCAAAGAUUUAAAUGACAAACUUUUAGCUAACUUCUGUUUUAUACUCCAUUCAUUAAUCAGUCAAGGUGUUAAAAACCUCAGGAUUGCAUCACAGCCUUCAGGUGUUACAUCCCAACAAGAAAAGUUAAUGAAAACAAACUUUAAGCAACAAUCGUCUGACUUUUCACAAGCAACAGCGGGCAUGAUGAAAUCGCAGCCUACAGGAGUCAACUAUGGCACAAGAUCCUGAAUCACUUCUGACAAACAAACAAAAAGGGAAUCUGGCCCACACAGUAACCUUUUGCUUAAGUUCCUUAUGAGGCCGUAACCAAGCGAUGAACUCCUGGUCCACUUGAAAUCCCAGGAUUGUAAGUUUCACUUCAACUACUUCACUUCGGCAGCUGCAUCUGAUGAACUUCAUUUCACAUUUAAAGAUUGUUCAGGGUAAAGGACUUGCAUUCUGAGCAGAAGGGAAACUGAGUGAGGGAUUGUGGGGAGGAAUAAAUAGAUCAGUUCACAGGUACAGCAGUGUGUGCUGAAUUUGGGGAGAGGUCAAAGUUAAAGGCCUCGUAAAUGUGUGUAAGUUAAUGGCAGAAACUAAGCGCUCAUUUUGGGGCCAUUUCUGUGUUUUCAAAAAGCAACAAUGGAUGCUGACUUCUUGUGGAAUGGAUGGAGAAGGAUUGCGGUGUACAUUUAGGUAAAUUUUGUCGACAUUUGCAAUGGAAUAGCAUCAAAAUACAGCUAACAUUCUUGUAAAGAACAAUGUUCAAUGACAUCGUCAGAGAGCAGUAUUGACAUUUAGUCAAUUUUCAGUGACUUUGAGUGUUUUUAGACAUUUCUAGCAGUCUGGGUGAAUUCUGACAGCUUAUAUAAGAGUUUACUACUCCGAAUCAAAUUGUAAUUAAUAAUGGUGGGCUGAUGGGAGAAAGCUCAGUAGUUUGUUUUCUGUCAAUGAAGAGAAUUCCACUGUAGCUUGAUCUGUUAAAGAAAAAGAAAAAUUUUGCCUUUAAAGUCCAACUCCUGUUGUGAAAGCGUUUCCAGUGGUCUUUUAAUUUCCAACACUUAAAAAACAUGUAAUUU
Oryzias latipes (Japanese medaka) is the source of this 2329-nucleotide messenger RNA. RefSeq names its product C3a anaphylatoxin chemotactic receptor. The record is from RefSeq and is a predicted model, not a curated record. Gene Ontology annotation, cellular component: plasma membrane. Gene Ontology annotation, molecular function: complement receptor activity; G protein-coupled receptor activity. Gene Ontology annotation, biological process: inflammatory response; phospholipase C-activating G protein-coupled receptor signaling pathway; complement receptor mediated signaling pathway. Lineage: Eukaryota; Metazoa; Chordata; Actinopteri; Beloniformes; Adrianichthyidae.